AUGUUCAUGUCUAAUAAUGCCUGCUCGGUGCCUACUUCUUUCUGGCUUACUGGCAUCCCAGGGCUAGAGUCCCUGCACCUCUGGCUGUCCAUCCCCUUCAGCUCUCUGUACCUGGUGGCUGUGGUGGGAAAUGUGACCAUCCUGGCAUCAGUAAAGUUGGAAUGCAGCCUGCACCAGCCGAUGUACUUCUUCCUGUGCAUGUUGGCUGUCAUUGACUUGGUCCUAUCAACCUCUACUAUGCCCAAAAUGCUAGCCAUCUUCUGGCUCGGUGCCCUCAACAUUGACCUGGACGCUUGCUUGGCCCAGAUGUUCUUUAUCCACUGCUUUGCUACCGUAGAGUCAGGUAUCUUCCUUGCCAUGGCUUUUGAUCACUACGUGGCCAUCUGUGACCCACUACACCACACCUCGGUGCUCACCCAUGCAAUGGUGGGACGUCUGGGCCUGGCCGCCCUCCUCCGUGGAGUACUCUACAUUGGACCUCUGCCCCUGAUGAUUCACCUGAGGCUUCCCCUUUACCGGACCCAAAUCACUGCCCACUCCUGCUGUGAGCACAUGGCCCUGGUCACCUUGGCACGCAGUGACACAACAGUUAACAACUUAUAUGGAAUGGGAAUCGGCUUUCUGGUCCUGAUCCUGGAUUCACUAGCCAUUACUGCCUCCUAUGUGAUGAUUUUUAGGGCUGUAAUGGGGUUGGCCACCCCUGAGGCGAGGCUUAAAACCCUGGGGACAUGCAGCUCUCAUAUUUGUGCUAUCCUUGUCUUCUACAUCCCCAUUGCUGUUUCGUCUCUCACUCACCGAUUUGGCCAUCGUGUGCCUCCCCAUAUCCAUAUCCUUGCCAACUUUUACCUCCUCUUCCCACCUAUCCUCAACCCAGUUGUCUAUGCUGUCUGCACCAAACAAAUUUGAGAGAGACUUCUCCACGUUCUUAAGGCAAGGGCUCAAUCCAAGUGACAGUUCUGUACCUGUAGGGCAUACAGAAUACUUAGUGAUGGUAGGAAAAAGCUCUGAC
Messenger RNA from Camelus dromedarius (Arabian camel), 1009 nucleotides. Its product is annotated as olfactory receptor 52M1-like. Gene Ontology annotation, cellular component: plasma membrane. The record is from RefSeq and is a predicted model, not a curated record. Lineage: Eukaryota; Metazoa; Chordata; Mammalia; Artiodactyla; Camelidae. Gene Ontology annotation, molecular function: olfactory receptor activity; G protein-coupled receptor activity. Gene Ontology annotation, biological process: G protein-coupled receptor signaling pathway.